GCGUGCCAGGAGAAAUGGGGCUGCGGUGACGGUGCUUGGAAAGCACUGAGCUCAAAACCAAGAGAAGGAUUUCUAAAGCUUCUGAAGAGCCAAUAGUCAAAUGACCACAGGGAGCAAGACCUUCCACUAACAACAUGAAGGAAGACAUUGAAACUAUCUCUCUGGAUAAUGCCAGCUGGAGCCAGACCAAAGCCCAGAAUGCCGAGGGUGCCCAGGAUACUAUUUUUUGCUCUGAAGACGACAACAGUCUGUAUUUCACAUAUAGCGGAAAAUCAAACAUUCUCGAGGUCAAAGAACUUACCUACCAGGUUAACAUGGCAUCCCAGAUUCCCUGGUAUGAAAACCUUGCGCAGAUGAAGAUGACCUGGGCCUGGAAAUCAGGUCCCCAUUCUCAUGUGCCAAUAAUCCAGAAUCUUAAUUUAAAAGUUCAAAGCGGUCAGAUGCUAGCUAUUAUCGGAAGCACUGCUGGUGGAAAGACAUCCUUGCUUGAUGUGAUAACCUGUCGGGAUCAUGGAGGCAAAGUCACGACCGGUCAAAUCAUGAUCAAUAAUGAACCCUGCACACCCCAGCUUGUUAAGAAAUGCAUAGCACACGUGCGUCAGGAUGACCGACUGCUCCCUCACUUGACUGUCAGAGAAACACUAAUGUUCGUUGCCAAACUGCGCCUUCCAAAGUUUUUUUCAGACUCACAAAGGAAAAAAAGGGUAGAAGACGUUAUAGCUGAACUACGGUUGCGUCAGUGUGCAAACACCAGGGUAGGGAACGAGUAUCUCCGUGGAGUAUCGGGAGGCGAGAAGCGGAGAGUGAGCAUUGCUGUGCAGCUGCUCUGGAACCCAGGAAUACUCAUACUUGAUGAACCCACAUCUGGACUGGACAGUUUUACUGCACAUAACCUUGUGAUAACAUUAUCCAGACUGGCCAGAGGAAACAGAUUAGUCCUUCUUUCACUUCAUCAACCCCGGUCAGAUAUCUUCCAACUGUUUGAUUUAGUUCUCCUGAUGACUUCUGGACUCACUGUUUAUUGUGGAACAGCUAGAGACAUGGUCCAGUAUUUCACAGAACUGGGCUAUCCCUGCCCAAGGUACAGCAAUCCUGCGGAUUUCUAUGUUGAUUUGACCACUAUUGAUAAACAGACUGCAGAAAAGGAGAUGGAAAGCCGAAAAAGAGCAAAUACUCUUGCCAACUUGUUCUUAGAAAAUGUCAAAGAUUUUGAUGACUUCUUAUGGAAAACUACUGAAGGAGACAAUGUUGCAAAAACACUUGGCAAGCAAAGGUCCCAUUUUAAUUCAGAAGAGGCUAUCAACAUGCCUCACCAUUCAUGUGAUCAGUUACCAGGAGCCUUAAAGCAGUUCACUAUAUUAUUAAGUCGUCAAGUCUCCAAUGACUUCAGAGAUCUUCCAACGCUAUUAAUCCAUGGAUUUGAGGCUCUUCUCCUGUCAUUAUUAAUUGGAUUUUUGUACUAUGGCCAUGAGAAAAACAGACUUUCUAUUCGUGACACAACAGCACUGUUGUACACGAUAGGUGCACUAGUCCCAUUCAUAGUGAUUUUGGAUGCUAUCGCCAAAUGUUAUUCGGAAAGAGCUAUGCUUUAUCAUGACCUGGAAGGUGGAAUGUACUCUGUUAGCCCAUACUUCUUUGCUAAGAUUUUGGGGGAGCUCCCAGAACACUGUGGCUUUGUUAUCAUUUCUGUGGUUCCCAUCUACUGGCUGUCAAACCUUAUUCCUGAAGUAGAACAUUUCCUGCUGAGCUUCCUCUUGGUAUGGCUGGCUGUGUACUGUGCCCGUGCAAUGGCACUUUGUAUGGCAGCACUGCUGCCGACAUUACAGCUCGCAGCCUUCUUUGCCAACGUCAUUUUCUCAGCAUGCUACCUGAGUGGUGGUUUUGUUAUAAGCCUGAAAAACCUCUGGACAGUUCCAUAUUGGUUUUCUAGAAUCUCUUUCAUCAGAUGGAAUUUUCAAGGACUGAUGCAAAUUCAGUUCACUGACACCACAUAUGAAAUGCCUUUCGGAAAUGUUAGUUUUCAAAUACCGGGAAAACAUGUGAUAGAGUAUAUGGACCUGGACUCCCACCCUCUCUACGUGGGCUACCUCGUCCUCACUAGCACCAUUGGCACUUUCCUGUUUUUAUACUACCUGUGCCUGAGAUUCAUCAAGCAGAAAUCAACCCAAGACUGGUAA
Molecule: messenger RNA, 2177 nt
Organism: Melopsittacus undulatus (budgerigar)
Lineage: Eukaryota; Metazoa; Chordata; Aves; Psittaciformes; Psittaculidae
Gene: ABCG8
Product: ATP binding cassette subfamily G member 8
Exons: 13
Coding region: 135-2177 (680 amino acids)
Biological process (GO): cholesterol homeostasis; cholesterol efflux; transmembrane transport
Cellular component (GO): signaling receptor complex; plasma membrane
Molecular function (GO): cholesterol transfer activity; ATP binding; ABC-type transporter activity
Source: RefSeq, a predicted model, not a curated record